AUGGAGACUUCCCAGCCUCAAAUGCAGGGCCGGGGCUCUUCUGGUCACCUGAAAACGCUUGAUGAUGCCUGCCAGAUGCCAUCUCCUGGCCAGGUCCAUGUUGGACGACGCUGCAUUAUUGUGAGUUUUGAACUAUUGAGAGUAUUUCUUUUAUCGAUUGACAAAUCGUCCAGACGUUAUCUCCGAGCGAGAAGCUUUCAAGUUGAGGCUGCGUUUGAGCAGUUUGACUUCUGUAUGAAAUGGCGUAAGGAAAUUGGAAUCGAAGAGUUUUAUGAUAACCUGGAAGUCGGAAGCUAUGAAGAAUCACGAAAAAUGUACCCACAAUGGAUUGGACGACGCGAUCUUGACGGGCGGCCAGUCUACGUAUUCGUUGUCAAGCACUUCACCAAGAAGGACCUGGAUGAGUAUUUCGAAAAGAUCGCAUCUUCACCCCCAGCAAACAAAGAAUACAAGUCCAAUGCUCCGGGCUAUGUUCUCCAUUUCCAUGCCCUUUACGAAAAUUUGAUAAGAUUUGUGACACCCCUUGUUUCUGAACUCCCAAGACCGAACGAAAACAUCCCCGUUUCUGCUUCAACACAUAUCAUUGAUAUUUCGGGAGUCAGCUUGAGACAAUUCUUUGGAAUUAGGAAAUACCUGCAGGAGUCAAGUGAAAUGGUCACAAAGCACUAUCCAGAAACACUUGGUCGAGUCUUUGUGGCUGGUGCUCCGUAUUUCUUUCGAUCUAUUUGGGACGUCAUGAGCCAUUGGUUCGAUCCGGUCACUAGGUCGAAACUCUUCUUGUUGACUUCAUCUGAAGCCAAGUCUACUUUGUUGUCUUAUAUAGAUGCAUCAAAUCUCCCCACGGAAUAUGGCGGUACUCUUGAAUGGGAGUGGAAGGACAUGCCCAAUCUGGAUAAACCCACGCGCGAGUUAGUACAUGAACUCUAUGAGUCGAAUGGCCAGAGCAAUGAAAUUGCGAAGGGGCCGGUAAGCUUUCAAGGUGGCUGUAUCCAACUCCUAGGCACGGUGAAUGGACAAUCUGGAAGGAUUCAGUUUUGUCGCUCUUAG
Molecule: messenger RNA, 1047 nt
Organism: Penicillium malachiteum
Lineage: Eukaryota; Fungi; Ascomycota; Eurotiomycetes; Eurotiales; Aspergillaceae
Product: SEC14 family lipid-binding protein
Exons: 4
Coding region: 1-1047 (348 amino acids)
Source: RefSeq, a predicted model, not a curated record